AAUGCGCUGCGGGCGACGCGAUCACAGGCCAGGCCUAGCCCGCAGAUGUGAAUCGCAGGCAAGCUCCAGGGUCCACGCGAGGCGCUACCGAGGGAGGAAACAGGGAAGCGAAGGCGGCGGCGCGGGCGACGAGCGGAGACGACGACUGCCGGCUGCCGCCUUCUCUCCGGCCGAAGUAACCAUAGGUGGCGGGAGGAUGGAGGUGAAGCUCAAGGACCUCGUCCCGGCAGCGACCAACACAGUGAACACGACGUUCAUCGUGGUCGACAAGGUGCCCCGCCCGGCCCACGCAAACGCGCACGGCAGGGAGGAGACAUGCCCGUCACUAGUGGCUGACGAGACGGCGGCGGUGCAUUUCCUUCUGUGGGGCACCGAGUGCGAUGCCUUCGAGCCUGGGGACAUCGUGCGGCUCACGAGUGGCAUCUUCUCGUACCAUAGGGGCAACAACCUGUUCUUGCGCGCCGGCAAGCGAGGACGAGUGGAGAAGGUGGGCGAGUUCACCAUGAUGUUCGUCGAGACGCCCAACAUGAGCGAGGUGAGGUGGGGGCCCGAUCCAGGCGACCCAAGGAAGAUGGUGCAGGAGGCUGUCGUGUCGCCCUACUCCCAAGUCUUCAAUCCGCUGCACUGAUGCCUAUCAUUUCAGGCUUCCAGCUCAUUGUUGCUCCAAGUCUCAUCAAAUCUUAUGCAAUACUAACCGUGGUAGUAAAUUAUGCAAUACUAACCACUUGCUGAGUUUUGUAUGCUUUCUCCUUAAAAUAUCACUGGGUCAUCGUUCUAAUGCCUUGAGAUGUUUCUCAUGUAAAUGGAGCUCAUAGAAGAUUUAGCAAGCCAAAAGUAUAUCCCAAGCUGUGUUGAUGUGAACAACAGUGUAACUUUUUCCCUGAAAUGUUCAAAAUACAACUGAAGUUGCGGGCAUGAGUUUAAUUAUAUGUUUUUUCUUGAGGAAACAUUUUAAUUUUAUGUUACCUAGAUAAUUUUUUGUGUUUUAUGAAAUUGCUCAACUGUUGGUCUCAUAAUUUGAUCACAUAAUGGUUGAAACACUGAAAUGCACUGAAAUUCUGAUGGUUUUUGAUUUCUGCUUUUCCUUCUUGGCAGAGUUCAGGUUCUUGAAAAGGCUUAUUCUUGUCCAUGGACGAUACUCACACAACCGUACUGCCUUCCUUUCGCAGUAUUCGUUCUACAAGUCAUUGUUAAUUUGCUUUAUUGUACUCUCGUUAAUUUGCUUUAUUCAGAUACUCUUACGUCACAAACAAAAUCACAGGUCCAUAAUUCACCUUCAGAAUCACAGAUCUUAUAUGUAAUAUCUUUCUCAUAUUUCAUUCAAGCAUACUGGAUACUAGCUGCUCUUGCCAGCAUUCUCAUAUUGCAUACAUGCAGUUUUUCUUUUGUUUCAGGUAUUGCCGAACCAGUUUAUUCAAUUCAGUUAGUUUGGUGGCUUAUAAUGUCUUCUACGCAAGCAUUCAUGUUCUAACUACUGCUCUGGACAAGGAUUUAUCUGAAAAAGACAGUGGCACAGAACCCAGAAAUUUCACUUUACUGCCAGUCUGGAAGGCUUUUAAUCCAAGUACUUUUCCUGGUUGGUUUGGUCGAUCAUUAUAUGAUGCAAUCUUUGUUUUCUUAAUCACCAUUAAUGCUUAUGCCAAUGAAAAAAGUGAGAUGGAGGUGUUGUCAAUGGUUGCUCUCUCAGGAAGUAUUUGGUUGCAGGCGUCUGUCUGUUGUGACAUUAGAGAUGAAUCCUUUCACUUUUCUGCAGUUUCUGGCAAUAUGGGGAACCUUUGCUGCUUUCUAGUACAUCAGAAAUUUCUGUAUCAAUGCUACCAACUGCUGGGAUGUGCACUAUCAUGUACAGCCUUUGUAGACAGCCGUCAUACUGGAUAACGACGCUGCUAAUCAGUGGAGUUGGCAUGGGUCCUGUAAUAGCUCUGAAAUAUUAUCAUUCUUCAGAAGGCCGAGCAAUCACGCGGGCCUAUGUACACCCUGGUAAAUCUGGAAUCUCAACUGAGAUCAGAGAACGAUAAUUCGACCAGCUACAUGUCGACCGACGACUGGCGACGGUCAAGAAUAAGAGCUCAGUUUAUGAGCCCCUGCUGUCUGAUUCUCCUAUGGCAUCCAGGAGAUGAGGAGAUCACUAGCAUUGUCAUCAUUUGACAUCUUUCAGCCAGCUCAGUCAAGGGUUCCUGCUGCUUAUCCCAGAAAUAUUAAAACCAGUUAACCUUUGCGUGUCAUUGUAGUAGCACAGGUUAUACCCUCAACAAAGAAAAAAAAUGGAAAUAGAAGUUGGUAUGAGUGGGUGCAAAGCAAACAAAUAUAAAAGGGUCACGCUUGUGCA
Triticum aestivum (bread wheat) is the source of this 2329-nucleotide messenger RNA. RefSeq names its product SOSS complex subunit B homolog. Gene Ontology annotation, molecular function: DNA binding. The transcript has 6 exons. Bases 2 to 628 code for a protein of 208 amino acids. Gene Ontology annotation, biological process: mitotic G2/M transition checkpoint; response to ionizing radiation; double-strand break repair via homologous recombination. Gene Ontology annotation, cellular component: SOSS complex. The record is from RefSeq and is a predicted model, not a curated record. Lineage: Eukaryota; Viridiplantae; Streptophyta; Magnoliopsida; Poales; Poaceae.